Molecule: messenger RNA, 2089 nt
Organism: Seriola dumerili (greater amberjack)
Lineage: Eukaryota; Metazoa; Chordata; Actinopteri; Carangiformes; Carangidae
Gene: vti1b
Product: vesicle transport through interaction with t-SNAREs 1B
Exons: 6
Coding region: 134-817 (227 amino acids)
Biological process (GO): regulation of protein localization to plasma membrane; Golgi to vacuole transport; intra-Golgi vesicle-mediated transport
Cellular component (GO): late endosome membrane; ER to Golgi transport vesicle membrane; endoplasmic reticulum membrane
Molecular function (GO): SNAP receptor activity; SNARE binding
Source: RefSeq, a predicted model, not a curated record
AGUCGCGGGGAUCUGAUUAACAUCAAAGCAAAACCACAGGAUUCAUUUACUGUUGUGACCGUUAUCGGUGGUUUGUUUUACCGCAAAAGACGAAGCGGUUUGUAAAGAAAGAGCGGCGGACAGUUGGUUCAACAUGUCGUCGGAGGAGUUCGAGAAAAUGCACGAAAUCUACCGAUCUCUGUACGAAGAGCUCAAGCUAAUCCCAGACAGAGCUCUGAAGAGCAACGGAGAGGAGAGGAAGAGGUUGGUGAGGACCUUCGAUGAGCGGCAGGGGGAGGCUGAGGAAGUGUUGCAAGGAAUGGAAGAAGAGCUGCGCGCUGCCCCUCCUUCCUAUCGAAACGCCAUGGGUACAAAGCUGCGCCUGUACCGCCGGGAUCUGGGCAAGCUUCAGAGGGACAUGAAAACAUCUGCUCCCAGCUUUGGCUCUUCUUCUCAGGCAGUGGGAGAAAGUCAUCACGGCAUCUAUUCAUCACAAAAUCAGCAAAGUACACACCUGCAGUCCCAGAGAGCCUUGCUGCUCCAGGGCACAGAGUCUCUGAACAACGCCAGCCAGAGUAUUGAACGAAGCCAACGCCUCGCUGCGGAGACGGAGCACAUCGGUACAGACAUCAUCGAGGAGCUGGGAGAGCAGCGGGAACAGCUGGACCGCACCAGAAACAGAUUGGUGAACACUGGAGAGAACCUCAGCCGAAGUCGAAAAAUCCUCCGUGCCAUGUCGCGGCGGCUGAUGACGAACAAGUUGCUUUUAGGUGUCAUCAUUUUAAUGGAGCUGGCCAUCCUGGGCGCUGUGGUUUACCUCAAGUUCUUCCGACGAUGAGCAAACUACCCAUCCUGAAAAAGAGUCUCAGCUCUGGAUCCGGGACAAACCCGGAUUCUCUACAUCUGUCCCCAUUGACUAUUCACUAGCAAUAAUGCUGUUCUGCUGUAUUCAGCCAACUGUUUCUGUGAGUGCAAACAAGGACAAAGAAGUGAUUCAGUAAGUGAACGUUUACUGAGAGACGAUUCUGUCCCUCGCCGGGUGAUGUCCAUUUGACAAGAAUAACAUAUUGUUGAACCUGUUAAUGGACCGAACCCACAGGAGCUCCGUGGUCAAACUGUGAACUGAGAUUUGCACUGUUUGCUCAGACUGUUUUCUCCAGUGAUCCCUGCAGGACGAUGUGCUGGACUUGGCUGCUACAGAUCCCACAGAUCGUUCUCUGUGAGGUUUCAGUCGAGACUCAGUCCCCCGUGUGAAGACUCUGUGAAGUGAUACUGACGCACAGCAGUUCUGUGAGGUUUAUAAAUUCUCACAGUGGGAUGACUGUUAGUAUUCAACACCAUUCUAUUGUUGAUUAUCUUUAUAAAACUAACAGUAUGUGAUGAAAUGGCACCAACUAUCUGUUUUUCCAGAUGGUUGGAUUGAGUUGAUUUUUCCAAAUCUGAGACGUGAGGAAGAAUUGGUCAGUCAGAGGUGUGAACAGAGAAAAAGUUGGGGGGGGGGGCUCUUAACACAGAUACUAUGUUCUUAAAGAUCAAUAUUGUUGUUUAAUCUCUGUAUAAUUCAAACAUCAUUGUUAGAAAUAGGGUUCAGUGUUCUUUAUUUGACAUUUACACAUCAUUAAAGCUAAUCUUUAACCUCUGUUUGCUUUGCAAUAUUUCGAUUUUAAGGCUGCCAAACAGGCCAUGGUUGAAAACAAACACUAUGGAGCUGACAUGGCAAAAAUUAUUUACAGGCUAAAGCUUCAGAGCGGGUCAGGUUAGUGCUGGGUAAACAGCAUCUGUUACUAUGGAAUUAAAUCUGAAAUAAUGGGUGAUAAGGUUAUUUUUAGUGACGUGUUCCUGAAGUGGCACAGCUGCUGCAAUGUUGUUCUUCCGAAUAGAUAUCAUGCUUUCCUAGAGUGAUGCCAAGUACAACAACACGUCUGGUGACCUGGCCGUGUGGAUGAGAUGCAGAGCGGGAGUUUGGGUAGAAGAAAAGUUUUUAGUUUUUUUUUGCUUUUAUCUGAAAUAUUCCUUCACAUUCCCUUUAAAAAAAGCUAAACAAAAAGCGCACCUGCUGCUCCAGGUUUAUAGAGGAUUCAAAGGGUAAUACUGAAGUUGUAUAACCUCU